GGUGCCCACCGGAAAGACACACGCACACACACAGCUCCAGCGAGCAGCAGAGAAAUAGGAGCCACUUUCGAACCUCCCAGCCGUGUUCUCUCUCUCUCUCUCUCUCUCUCUCUCUGGGCUUUAAGGCUCUGUCCCUCCCCUCUGUGAGUGAGUGAGUGAGUGAGUGGUGCAGCAGGGCGCGCAGGUGGAAGAUGGCGAGAGGAAGGUCGGAGUUAAAACUCUUACUGCUUUUCUUGCUCCAUGUUUGCGGCACCAGCGCGCAAGAUUUACCGACGAAUGGAGUGAACGGAUUCAGCCUCCAUCCGCCUUAUUUCAAUUUAGCUGAAGGGACAAAAAUCACGGCGACGGCCACCUGCGGGGAGGACGCGCAGAGCCGCGCAGUGCAGGACCUCUACUGCAAACUGGUCGGAGGGCCGGUAUCCGGGGACCCGAGCCAAACCAUCCAGGGCCAGUACUGCGACACAUGUGACACGGCAGACAGUAACCGAGCCCAUCCCAUCACUAACGCUAUUGAUGGAACAGAGCGGUGGUGGCAGAGCCCUCCCCUCUCUCGCAGCGCUGAAUACAACGAAGUGAACGUCACGCUAGACCUGGGACAGCUUUUCCAUGUGGCUUAUGUGCUCAUCAAAUUUGCUAACUCUCCAAGACCUGACCUGUGGGUCCUCGAGCGCUCUGUCGACUUUGGGAAGACCUACCAACCCUGGCAGUUCUUUGCCUCCUCCAAGAGGGACUGUAUUGAGAGAUUUGGCCAGAGGACCAUCGAGCGCAUCAGCCAUGACAACGAUGUCAUCUGCACAACAGAGUACUCUCGUAUAGUGCCUCUGGAGAACGGAGAGAUUGUGGUGUCGCUGGUUAACGGGCGACCUGGGGCCAUGAACUUUUCCUACUCACCCGUGCUGAGGGAAUUCACCAAAGCCACCAGUAUCCGCCUGCGUUUCCUGCGCACCAACACACUGCUGGGCCACCUGAUGGGCAAAGCACUGAGAGAUCCCACCGUCACUCGCCGGUAUUACUAUAGCAUUAAGGACAUCAGCAUUGGAGGGAGGUGUGUGUGCAAUGGGCAUGCUGAAGCCUGCAACGCUGUCGACCCCAAUGACCCUUACAAGCUUCAGUGCGACUGCCAGCACAACACUUGUGGCCCAUCAUGUGACCACUGCUGUCCCGGAUUCAACCAGUUACCAUGGAAACCAGCCACUACUUACAGUGCAAAUGAGUGUGAACAGUGUAACUGCCACAGACACUCGUCUGAGUGUUACUAUGACCCCGAGGUAGACCGGAGAGGAGCCAGUCUGAAUAUACAGGGCGAGUACCAGGGAGGAGGAGUGUGUAUGGAGUGUCAGCACCAUACUACAGGAAUCAACUGUGAGCGCUGUGUACCAGGAUACUACAGGUCACCUGACCACCCUCUGGGCUCACCACUGGCCUGUUCAAAGUGUUUGUGUGAGUCAGAUUUCACUGAUGGCACGUGUGAGGACUGGGGACGCUGCUACUGUAAACCCAACUACACUGGAGAGAACUGUGACUCUUGUGCAGAGGGAUAUGAGAACUUCCCAGCCUGCUAUUUGGUCACUCCCACCUUCCCCCCUAAUAUCAACGGAGAGGCUCGACCUGUUGGAGAGAUCAUCAAUUGUGAGUGUAAUGCGGCAGGCACAGAGGGGAAUUCGUGUAGGGCAGACCCACUCACACACACCUGUGUGUGUAAACCUGGUUUCACAGGACAGCACUGUGACACCUGUGCUCCGGGUUACUACGGCCUCAACUGCUAUCGUUGUCAGUGCACAGGCCCAGGUUCUCAGGACGGGUCAUGUGAUGCAGUAACAGGACAGUGUGUGUGUAGAAAUGGCUUUUAUGGCUAUUCAUGCGACCAGUGCGCUCCCGGCUAUUUCAACUACCCUCUGUGUCAGCUGUGUGGCUGUAGCGCUGUAGGCACUCUACCCAAUGGUUGUGACUCAUCCGGUCGUUGUCUGUGUCGUCCGGAGUUUACAGGCCCUCGCUGCGAUCAGUGCCGUUCUGGCUUCCACUCUUAUCCCAACUGCGAGGUGUGCACCUGUGACCCAGGGACAUCCCUGGACUCUAACUGCAAUACAGCAGGGCAGUGCAACUGUAAACCCAACUACAGAGGCCCCAGGUGUGAGUCCUGCGCUCCGGGCUACUACAGUUACCCCACCUGCUUACCCUGCCAGUGCUCAGCGGAGGGAUCUCGGUUCAGCAUGUGUGAUUCAGUCUCAGGGCAGUGUGUGUGCCUACCCAAUGUGGUGGGCCAGAAAUGUGACUCAUGCAGCUCUGGAUCCUACAACUUCCCCCUGUGCCAAGCUGGUACGUGUAAUCCUGCUGGCUCUGUAGAGAAUGAGAUUUUGCCGACGGUGGGCUCCUGUAAGUGCAAAGCCAACGUGGAGGGUGUGGCCUGUGACAGAUGCAAGCCCCUUUACUGGAACUUGUCACCUGAUACUGUGUUUGGGUGUUCCAGCUGUGAGUGUAACACUGCAGGGACAGUGAGUGAAGUGGCCGAGUGUGGACAGACUAAUGGACAGUGCUACUGCAAGCCUAAUGUGUGUAGUGGAACAUGUGCGGUGUGUAAGGACGGCUACUACCAUCUGGAUAAUAACAACUACUUUGGGUGCCAGGGUUGUCAGUGUGAUAUUGGAGCUUCUGCUAGUCUGUCAUGUGAGGAGAGAAAAGGCAGGUGUAGAUGCAGACCCAAUGUGGAGGGACCCAAAUGCAACCAUCCACGUCCAGAUCACUAUUUCCCUGACCUGCACCACCUGAAGUUUGAGGUGGAAGAAGGCACGACGUUGGAUGGGCGGCCGGUGCGUUUUGGCUACAAUCCACUGGAAUUCGAGGCCUUUAGCUGGAGGGGCUACGCUCAGAUGUCCUCCAUUCAGAGCGCAGUCAAAUUGACGGUGCACGUGAAUGAGGUGGACAUGUAUCUCACGCGUUUGAUCCUCAGAUAUGUAAGCACUGAGGCUGCCGUCUCCCACGGCAAAAUCACAGCCUAUCCCAACAGCAGAAGAGGUUCUGAACAGUCUAAACAGAUCGUUUUCGCUCCCAGUUCAGAGCCCACGUUUGUAAAUGUGCCUCAGAACAGUUUUGUAGAGCCGUUUGUACUGAACCCUGGCACUUGGACCAUCAUCAUCGAAGCUGAAGGCAUUCUACUGGAUUAUCUAGUGCUGUUGCCCAGUGCGUACUACGAAGCUCCUAUUCUGCAGGUGAAAGUGACUGAACCCUGUAUAUACAGCCCAGCACACGAGCCCAAUCAGAAUUGUUUGCUGUAUAAGUACCUGUCUCUGGACGAGUUCCCGUCUCUCUCUGGUAAGGAUGCCAGCUGCAGAGCAGAUAAUCAUCUGCCCAGACUGUGUUCUGUAGAGAAGAUUACACCUCGGCAUCCCAGCAUGGCCGUCUGCAGUGGCAAUGACAUCAAUGUGCAGCUGCGGGGUCGAGUACUUUUACCGGGUGAAUACAUUCUGGUCGUAGAGUACACCAGUGAAGAGAAAGCUCCACAAACUCUUACUGUGUCUGUUAACACACCCGGAGGACGCGGCCAUCAGGAGCGCAUCACACUGCUCCACUGCAAGUACAGUUUCUUGUGUCGUGCAGUGUCUAUAGAUGAAAUGCAGCGUAUAGCUAUCGUCACUCUUUCCACGGAAGUUGAUGUGCAGCUCAUUGCAGACCGAAGCAACUUCUUCCUGCACAAAGUGUACCUGAUCCCUCAUGCGCAGUUCACAAUGGAGUACCUGACACCUGGAGUGCACUGCAUCAGCACCCAUGGACACUUUGCUCCUGACAGUGCUUCCUGUGUCCCCUCUCGCUUCCAGACCCCAUCUCAGUCUCUGGUUCUGAAGGAGGGUCAGGCUUCCUUACCUCUUAAUGCACACGGUGACUCUGCUCCAUUGACUGUCCGUGACACGCCCCCAACUGCCAUUGACAACGGUGACCAUAUCCGCCUGGACUCAGCUCAGAACGCAGUAGUGUAUUCAACACAAGUGCAUGCACUGGGACGUUAUGUGUUCAUCCUACACUACCACCAGCCACUGCACCCAUCCUUCACUGUACAGAUUUAUGUAAAUGGUGGACGAAUUUGGCAGGGCCAUGCCAAUGCCACGUUCUGUCCCCAUGGCUACGGUUGCCGUAGCAUUCUGAUCUCGGAGAACCAGAUCAUUCUAGAUGUGACUGACCAUGAGGUCAUUGUGACUGUGCGAGUCCCAGACAGAAAAACACUCUGGCUGGAUUAUAUACUAGUGGUUCCAGAGAGCAGCUACAGGUCCAGUUAUCUGUCUGAAGAGCCACUGGAUAAAUCCUAUGACUUCAUCAGUAACUGUGGACAAAACAGCUUCUACAUCAACCCUCAGACAGCAUCUCAGUUCUGCCGGUCUUCAGCUACAUCUCUUUCGGCUUUCUUUAAUAACGGUGCAGUGCCAUGUGGCUGCCAUGAGGCCGGGUCUGAGAGCGACACAUGCCAACCGUUUGGUGGUCAGUGCCCCUGCAGACCCAACGUGAUUGGCCGAGACUGCCGUCAGUGUGCCACCGGAUACUAUGGCUUCCCGAACUGCAGGCCGUGUAAUUGUGGCACACGCUUGUGUGAGCCACUGACAGGCGAGUGUAUCUGUCCUCCACGUACACUGCCGCCGGAGUGUGUGCAGUGUGAGCCGCAAACAUUCGGCUGCCAUCCCCUGGUGGGCUGUGAGAUAUGUAACUGUUCCCGGUCCGGCGUCACGGCUCAGGAUAUCAACUGCGACACAGACAGCGGCCAGUGCAGGUGCAAGUUAAACAUCGUGGGUCGGCAGUGUGACCGGUGCGUUCCUGGCUUCUAUGGAUAUCCCAACUGCAGGCCAUGUGACUGCAAUGAAGCUGGAACUGAGAAGAAUGUGUGUGACUUCACCACAGGACAGUGUCUCUGCAAGGAAAACGUCGUGGGUUUGCGGUGUGAGCAGUGUGCACUGGGCACAUUCCAUCUCGACCCCAAUAACCCUAAAGGCUGCACCAAGUGCUUUUGUUUCGGUGCCACUGACCGAUGCCGCAGCUCAGACAAGCGUAGGGAAGAGAUUAUGGUCAUGCAGGGCUGGGUGUUGCUGAGAGGAGACAGACAGGAAGUCCCUGUGUCUGUGUUCGUGGAUCAGGAUCUAGUGGAGGCUGAUCUCAGUGAUGUCCCUGAUGUCUAUCAGGAUUUUCACUGGCAUGCACCACGCACUUAUCUGGGUGAAAAGGUGUCUUCUUAUGGAGGUUAUUUGCGCUAUCAGUUACACACACAGACGAUGAGAGGAGACACCCUGGUUUUGCCCUCUGAAGCCUCUCGGCCUGAUGUUAUUCUCAAGGGAAAUCAGAUGACUGUGGUCUACAUGGAGAGAGAGUAUGCUUCUCCUGAGGAGCCUCAUGAAGGUGUUGUUCAUCUAGUGGAGGGAAGUUUCCGUCACGCUCAGACAGGGAACUUGGUGUCUCGGGAGGAGUUGAUGAUGGUGCUGGUGGCUUUGGAGUCUCUGCAGAUCCGAGCGCUCCACUCCCAGUCGGCUCAGUCCGUCUCUCUGCGCAGUGUCACAAUGGAGGGGGCUGAGCAUCUGCCCACUGGACGCCAUGCCAACAACGUGGAGCUGUGCAUGUGUCCGGCGAGCUACCAGGGAGACUCAUGUCAGCGAUGUGCUCCAGGCUACUACAGAGACACCAAGGGGCUGUUUUUGGGCAAAUGUGUUCCUUGUAGCUGUAAUGGUCACUCUGAUCAGUGCCUGGAUGGAUCUGGUAUAUGUGUGAGCUGCCGUCACAACACGGCUGGAGACCACUGUGAGAAGUGUCGUGAUGGUUUUCAUAGCAACUCCUCAGUGGAUGGUCAUGCUGUAUCCUGCAGCAGCUGCCCAUGUCCACUACAGGUGGCAUCCAACAAUUUUGCCACUGGUUGCAUAGAAAAGUCCAAUCACAUGCAGUGUCUGUGUAUGCCUGGCUACGCCGGGCCCAAGUGUGAGAGGUGUGCCCCAGGUUACUAUGGCAACCCCAUGGUGAUUGGCAGCACUUGCCAGCCGUGCAAUUGCAACGAUAACUUGGACCCAAACAUGCUGUUCAGCGACUGCCACCCAGUGACCGGCGAGUGCCACGGCUGCAUGUACAACACAGCCGGACCUCACUGUGAGAUCUGCGCUCCAGGUUUCUACGGUGACGCCAUCACUGCCAAGAACUGCACCAAAUGCAACUGUUCUCCCUGUGGGAUGGCCAAAUGCGACCCUCACACGGGUCAGUGUCACUGUAAACCAGGUGUUACUGGGAUCCACUGUGAUCGCUGUGAGCACGGCACAUUCGGCUUUGAGUCGUGUACUGGUUGUAGUGCGUGUGACUGUGAUACAGCUGCAGCGCUGGUUCUGCCGUGUGACCCAGUUAGCGGCUCGUGCGCGUGUCGCCCAGGUGUGAACGGACCCAACUGCCGCCAGUGUGCUCCUGGAUACUGGGGCUAUGGUCCUGAUGGCUGCAAGAAGUGUGAGUGUAAAGGAGGUCACUGUGACCCGCGGACCGGGGAGUGCCGCUGUCCGGACACACUGACAGGGAGACAGUGUGAUCGCUGCACCAGUGAUCACAGUAUGCUGGUCACUCAUGGAGCAAAUGUCCACUGUGAAAAAUGUGAUAACUGUGUGAUGGUGCUACUGGCGGAUCUAGACAUGGUGAGCAGUGACUUCCUUUCUGUGGAGCACCAGCUGAAGAACAUCAGUGCCAGCGCCCUCGCCUGGACACAACUCCGCAACCUUAAUGCAUCUGUCAUGGAUGUGGCUAAUUCCAUAGAAAACUACAACAGUACUCUGGAUGGCAGAAGGAUGCAAGCAGAUUUGCUCGAGAGAGACCUGCAGAUCACUGACUCUGACAUCUCUGAGCUGGAGAAGAAGGUGUCAGUCUCAGUAAGAAAAGAAGAUGAGCUUACGAACAACACCAAAGCCACGUACGAGAGAGCUCAGAACCUGCUGGACUUUAUUAAUGGCAGCAUGAGAGACAUAAGAGCCAUAUUGAAGCUGGUGAACAGAACAGCUCAGAAUGGCUCUCAGGACGUAAAUGAUGGCGAGUUUACACGGAAGCUGACGGAGGUGGCAGAUAUGUUGAGGGACAUGCGCUCCCAGAGCACCCACUACCAGAGGAAGUUAGCAGAGAACGAGCUCACGGAAGCCCAGAAAUUGCUGGAGCGUGUGAAGGGAGAGAUGGCUGACCGGAACACUGCAAACCACGAUAUAUUGAAGUCGAUCAGAGAAAAACUGGAUCAGUUUAACAAUGAGCUCAUGAACCUGAGAGACUCGCUUAACGAUGCAGUGAAGAACAUAACACGCGCAACUGAAACCAACAGUAUCAACCAGAAAAAGCUGGAUGAGUACAAGCAAAAAUUGAACGCUCUGAAGUCAAAGCAGAAGGAGGUGGAGGAUAUGAUCCAGAUGGCAGAAGAUGAUGUGGCUCAGGUCAAUGAUAUAUUAUCUAUGCUGCAGGAUGCCAAAGAGGAUUAUGAACGUCUGUCUGCUCAGCUGGAUGGAGCAAAGCAGCCUCUCACGAACAAGGUGCAGAAUUUCACUUUCACCAACUCAAAAAGCUCGCUGGUAGAGGAAGCUGAGAAACACGCUGAGCUUCUCAAUCAGCUUUCCAUGAACCUCUCAAGUGUCAUUUCCAACACUAACCAGGACAGCUUCAUACAGAGAGCUCUGACUGCAUCAGGCGCUUACACCAACAUUAUUAAGAGCAUGCUGGAAGCUGAAACUUUAGCUGGGGAAGCGAACGUGGACACCCUGGAGGAUCUCAAAAGCCAGAAUCGUUCACAGCAGGCCAGCGAUCUUAAAAAUAAGAGUAUGGCAUUACAUGAAGAGGCAUCAGCCCUGCUCCAGAAUCUGACUAAAGUGGUGAAUCCUCAGCUGCAGGAUAUUAAGAAGCGGCUGCAGGAGGCAGAAGUGAAAAAGAACGAGCUGCUGAAGGAUCUGGCAGCUGUGCAGAAUUCCCUCAACUUUACCAAAGAGAACACAUCAAAUGAGAUAUUGGUUGCUAAAACAGCUGUGGAGGCGGCUAACAGCACUGUGGCUGAUGUGCUGGGGAAGCUGGCUCCGAUAAAACAACAGCUGGAGGAGUGGCACAGAACAUACGCAUCAUCCAACACCACUAAUGUUGACUUCAGUGAUGCACUCAGCCAGGCCAACAGCUCAGUGGGAGCACUCAGUGAGACCAUUCCACUGUUGAUGAAGAGGCUGGAUCGCUUGCAGAAUCACUCCAUGCAGAUGUCCAACAUUUCUGAGAACAUCCUGAGAAUCCGUGAGCUCAUUGCUGAGGCCCGAAAAGCUGCCAGCAGGGUCAGUGUGUCGAUGAAGUUUAAUGGGAAUUCGGCGGUGCAGGUGAGGACUCCCAGUAAUCUGGCUGAUCUGGCUGCCUACACCUCCCUCAAGUUCCACAUCACUCUCUCCAAAGAGACACGCAAAAAGCGCCAAGCUGCCAACAGACAGUUUGUCUUCUACCUGGGCAACAAAAAUUCCAGUAAAGAGUUCAUGGGGAUGAUUCUGGAUGGCGAAAGACUACACUGGCUUUUUAAUCUUGGUGAUAAGACUGCACAGGCGGAGAUAACAGAUAAUGUUCGCUUGGAUGGCAUAUUCAGCAGUCUGUUUCUGGAGAGGAUAUUGCAGUAUGGUCAAAUGACGAUGACUAUAGAAGGCUCAUCAUCUAAGCAGACUGUGGAGGCAGAUGGAGAUCGCGGCCUUCUAAACCUCCCAACAGACGAAACAGUCUUCUACGUCGGUGGCUAUCCCAUGAGCUUCACGCCCCCUUCCCAGAUGCAGCUCUCAGAGCGUCCAUUUUUCAAGGGCUGCAUUGAGCUCGAGAGUCUGAAUGAGGAGGUGAUCAGCCUCUAUAAUUUUGAGGAACGCUUUAAACUUAACACCACUGAAGACAGUCCUUGCCCACGACCUAGGCCAGCAAUGAUCCAGCAGUGGGUAGAAGAUGCCUCCUACUUUGACGGGACAGGCUAUGCUGAAGUCACUCCCAAGCCUUCGUGUGCGAAAGCUCGCUUUGGAGUGGAUAUCAGACUCCUCUCACAGAAUGGAAUUCUGCUCCUGCUUCGUAAUGAGACUAAGUUUGCAUGCUUGGCAGUGCUCAGAGGGCAAUUGAAGCUCUUCUACAACUUCAAUGGGACAUUAACUGAGGCGGCGCCCACAAGCACAGAACCCAACUUGCUGUUUGUCAGUGACGCCACUGUCAAAUUUGUGGAGGUCCUUAUUCCUGUGCGACUUUCAUCUACAUCAUCACCUCAACCUUAUAUGCUACUAGUGAGGAGAGAGAGGAACCAAAUAUACAAGGUUGAGUCCCAUGACAUCCCGUGUUUCACGGAAAGCUACUUCCUGGGUGGUGUUCCCGAUGACCAAAUGCCUGAGGGGCUGAAGAGUAAAUUCUCUAACCAGGUUUCUGUAAAGGGCUGCUUCAGGAACAUUAAAGCCAUGGGCAGUUUCAUCGACCUGAAGAGCAUGAAUACUUCAGGUGUCAGCUACGGUUGUCCUGAUAACCUGCUGGUGGCUCGGGAAGCUUAUUUUAAUGGUCAGAGUUAUUUGGACCUCAAGCUGGACAACCUACCAGGCAUCACAGACAACUUUUAUGCUGGUGUUGGCUUCAGGACAGAGAAAAGUAACGCACUGUUACUCUACCACCAGGCUGAGAGUGGGGUGUGUCAAGUACAGUUGAAAGAAGGCUAUGUGGUGGUGACGGCUGGCAAAAAUGAGGUCCGAACUCAGAAGACCUACAACGAUGAGAACAGUCACUACGUGGCUUUCUAUAGCAAUAUGAAUGGGCUUCGUGUGUAUAUGGAUGACAUGCUGGAACCCAGCAAUAACAUCAGAAUGAUAGUUCCCAGCAUGCUACAGAUCGGGGAAGUCUAUCUCGGGGGCACACCUGAGAAAAGUAACGUUGCCAACCUCACUGGCUGUCUCCGCAACAUUUUCAUAAACAGGACUACAAUGUCUCAAACGGUGGUGGACUUGCUACCAGCCCGUGCAAAUGUUCAUGUUAACCUGGAGUGUCCUGCUGCUAAGAAAGCACAGCAGAUCCUGGCCUCAGCUCCAAAACUUAAAAACACCAAGGGGAAGCACAAAAAGAUUCAUAGAGCACAAAAAAGCCACAGUGCCCGUGGUUCCUGCCAGGGGGAGUUGUCUGUCCAAGAGGCAAAUGCCCACUACUUCAGUGGAUCCGCCCACAGCCACAUGCGUUUUGAUUUGGUUCCUCCAGCCUUUAGCAAGACGCCUAACGUGGCAAUGGCUGUUCGUGUGAACUCAUCCAAUGGACUCAUCUUCUAUGCAGCAGCACAGAGAGGAAGGGCGACUUUAACACUCUCUGUGUCUGAAGGCUACCUCAUGUUGCUGCUCAACGGAGGGAAGAGGAAAUUCAGCAUUGUGACCAGCGCCAAGUAUAAUGACGACCACUGGCACAUGGUGUUUGUUAAGAUUGACAGAGGAAGGGCCAGUCUCAUAGUAGAUGGCAUUAAUGUGCAGAACAGGAAGGUGUCCUCCUCUGGGGAGAAGAAUGCACUGAGUGGCCCAGUUUACAUCGGCGGCCUGCCCUCUGACCACAAAGCAGCAGCGGUGGGUUUUGUAGGAUGUAUCAGAGAUCUGAAGGUGAGCGAGGUGCUGCUAAGCCCCACUAAAAGUGUAGGGGUGGUGCCAUGCUACCAGGAGCCCCUCCAACCAGGUGUCUACUUCUCCAGCCAGGGAGGACACAUCGCAGUUGAUGAGUCACUAGCUCUGGGUCGUGAUCUGGAGCUGGAGCUAGAGGUUCGGCCUGUAACGGACUCCGGCCUUCUGCUCCACGCUGGAGUCAGGAAGAGUCAGCAGCUCAGCGUCUACCUCAACCAGGGAGAGGUGGUUGUGUUAGUGAACAGUGGCAGUGGAGCAUUUACAGUGACUCUCAAACCAGAGGACUCAUUAUGUGAUGGAAACUGGCACAGUAUAUUUAUUGAGAAGAAGAGAAAUGUGAUCCAGAUACGUGCGGACGCAGUGAGUGAAUAUGGAGUCGGCCCCAAACAGAGCAGAUCUAAUGGAGCCAAAGUCACUGUCUAUCUGGGCAAUGUGCCAGAUGUAGUGGAAGCUCCCGCUCUUCCAUCCUCUCUCCCUCCGUACCACGGCUGUGUAAGGAAAGCUAUGGUGAACGGCCAAGCUGCCAUGCUCUCCAAACCUCGGACCGUUUCUGGAGCUGUGGCCACUCAGGGAUGCCCUGCCAUGUAGCUCAAUCUCUGCCUUCAAAUCCAAAAUACCUAAAAUGAUCAAAAUCAGCAGGUGGUGGGUUUACCUAUGCGAUAGCUAACUGAAACAGAUAUUUAUAUUCUUUUGUUCAACAAAUGUAUAUGUUCAAGAGGCCAGUGUGGAGAAUAUUUUUACAAAGGCAGAGUGUGUGAAGACACUUAGACGUGUGAGUGAUAAUAAACAAGCAAUGUACCAGUACUGUAUGGUCUAUAUACACACAAGAUUAGGGCAUUACCAGUCUAAGUGAAUACCAAACCCUGUACUGCUGCAUUGGGAAUGUCUUACUGAGAUUUCUAUCAACAAUAUUCCUGAUUAAGAGACCAGCUAUAUUUGGGUUUUCCCUUGAUGUUUCGCUGAAUGGAGUCAGUGUGUUGCCAUUAUAAAUUCACUGAAGAUCCCCUCCCCAAGCAUAUCACACACUGCAGAUGUGCACCUUCUACAGCACUCGUUCUGUAUCGUGGAUAAAUCACUGGAGUUUAACUAUGUACGCUAUUUGAUACUUAAUUUUUUGGGGGGGAAUUAAUUGUAUUUUAACAGAGGAAAUAACCAUUUGAUACAUAUUGGUUACAGAACUUUGAUCAAAUCUCAAAGACUCAGAGUUAACACUUUAAUUGUGCAACAUCAGAUUUAAACAUACAGGCAUACUUCUUAGAUCUGGACAGUUGAUUAACAACAGACGCUAGCUGGAUUGAUAAACUAACUUGUUUGACUAGUCCAGGCUCAUAUCCUCAUCAUCAUCCUUCUUAUCUUUGGCGUCAUCAGACUCCUCCAUCUUUCCACUGCUGUUCUCCAUGGCCUUGGCAAAAGCCUCCACAUCUACAAACAUGCAGCAAUUAUUAAAACAAACGCAAACUCACAAAUGUGGUUUUUUUGUUUGUUUAAAUGGGAGUUUCAUUAACAAAAUAAAGAUAAUUAUGUCUCGUG
Molecule: messenger RNA, 12134 nt
Organism: Neoarius graeffei (lesser salmon catfish)
Lineage: Eukaryota; Metazoa; Chordata; Actinopteri; Siluriformes; Ariidae
Gene: lama5
Product: laminin, alpha 5
Biological process (GO): cell adhesion; regulation of embryonic development; regulation of cell adhesion
Molecular function (GO): signaling receptor binding
Source: RefSeq, a predicted model, not a curated record